GCCUGGUCUUCCGCACGCAGCUGGCGCACGGGAGCCCCACGGGCAAGAUCGAGGGCUUCACCAACGUCCGCGAGCUGUACGCCAAGAUCGCCGAGGCCUUCGGGAUCGCGCCCACCGAGAUUUUAUUCUGCACCCUCAACAGCCACAAAGUGGACAUGCAGAAGCUCCUAGGGGGCCAGAUAGGCCUGGAGGAUUUCAUCUUUGCCCACGUGCGAGGCGAGACCAAGGAGGUGGAGGUCACUAAGACAGAGGACGCUCUGGGGUUGACCAUCACGGACAACGGGGCCGGCUACGCCUUCAUCAAGAGAAUCAAGGAAGGCAGUAUCAUCAACCGGAUCGAGGCAGUGUGCGUGGGUGACAGCAUCGAAGCCAUCAACGACCACUCCAUUGUGGGCUGCCGCCACUACGAGGUGGCCAAGAUGCUCCGGGAGCUGCCCAAGUCCCAGCCCUUCACCCUGCGCCUGGUGCAGCCCAAGAGGGCCUUCGAUAUGAUUGGCCAGAGAAGUCGGUCCAGCAAAUGUCCCAUAGAGGCGAAAGUGACCAGUGGGAGGGAGACCCUGCGGCUUCGUUCUGGGGGGGCUGCCACAGUGGAGGAGGCGCCCAGUGAGUUUGAGGAAGAGGCAUCCCAGAAGGUUGAUGACCUGCUGGAAAGCUACAUGGGCAUUCGGGACCCCGAGCUGGCGUCCACCAUGGUGGAGACGUCCAAGAAGACAGUGAGCGCCCAGGAGUUUGCACGCUGUUUAGACUCCGUCUUGGGCGAGUUCGCCUUCCCCGACGAAUUUGUGGUGGAGGUGUGGGCCGCCAUCAGCGAGGCCAGGGAGGCCUGUGGCUAGUCUGCCCUGGGGGAGCCCAGCACAGCCCCAGCCUGGAGCCCCGCCCCCUGCCCCAGCCCUGCUCCAGAACCCAGCCCAGAUCGGAGGCCAAGUUCCUCUCUAGAGCUCAAUCCAAUUUGGAGCCCCAGCCCAGCUCCAGAACCCAGCCCUUCUCUAGAAUCCAGCCCAGAUCUGAGGCCAAGCUUUGUGCUAGAGCCCAGGCCAGCUCUGAGACCAAGCCCAGCAUUGAGAACAAGCCGUGUUCUA
Mandrillus leucophaeus (drill) is the source of this 1079-nucleotide messenger RNA. RefSeq names its product GIPC PDZ domain containing family, member 3 (gene GIPC3). The transcript has 6 exons. The record is from RefSeq and is a predicted model, not a curated record. Gene Ontology annotation, molecular function: protein binding. The coding region runs from base 156 to 833 and encodes 225 amino acids. Lineage: Eukaryota; Metazoa; Chordata; Mammalia; Primates; Cercopithecidae.